CUUCUUUUUUACAAUUUCUAAGAGAAGUUCAGAUAAAUGUAACUGGUGGCCAGUGAAGGAAUGGUUUGACUUCAGAGUCACCUUGGAAAAAGUAAAGGAUUCUGGUUGUUGUAGUCAAAUGACGUCAUCAUGCAAAUCACCUACUGAGCCACUUGCUUUGUAAGCUUUAAUAAAACACAGGAAAACAAAGAGAGUGAAAAUUUAUUGGGUGACUGUUUUUCCUGUCUAAUUGAAAUUAGUGUAUUUUCUUGGCUCCCAGGAUAGGAAGCCCAGUUGUCGCAUCGAGCUCAGGUUGAGACAGCAGUACCGCCUCGAGCGGAGGUUGGUUCGACGACCGUGAAUGUGUUUAGCUAUGAAAUAUCCUUAGGUAAAGGAAAUGCGGAUUAAUUUGUUACUCUGGUUUCGAACUCGAGUCCAGUGGAUUAGAAGGCUAGAAACAUAUUACUGCAAAACCAAGUGGACAAAGAGAAAGGGCUCUGGGAACGAUAUUAAAUAAUAUAAUGCGCGGCUCUAGACUAAAAAAAGUCCUAAUCAGAGUCUAAUUAGUAACAAAGCUACUUGUCCCCACCUCGAACCAGUCUUCUUAUUUAACGGCCGCGAUUACGCUUCCUCUUUACUCGUAAACUUCCGGUUUGUAAUAACAUUUUCAUUGUGCUACAUUCCAUAGUUUUUCUUCGUUUCUUUGGAAAAUGAAACACAUGAAAAUGGGAAAUCGUGGAUCAUAAUUAUUUGACAGCCAUCCCUCCCCCUGUUAAAUAAGCAUUUGUUGUGUUUUUGGGCCCACAUUUUUCCGAGAAAGACUCGAGCCUAAAGGUCAAUUUCGACGAAACGACACUGCAGUUACUAGGCAGCUGGCUUAGAAGCGGAAAGAGCGUCCUUGUAUCAACAAAUUUGUCAAAAAUAACGAAACAAGGGUAUCAAAACGCUUUACUUAAAAACCAGAGCGAAGAGGAGGAGCAAAUCGCCAUUCUGAAAGGUCUACAAGACUCUAGGGGUUCGCUUCGUUGGACCGUUAAUUUAAGGGCCGUUAUUGAUAUCAGUUUUUUUUGCUGAAGAGGUCACCCUGGUUAAAAAACAUUUAUUGUAAUGUAUAUACAGAUUUAGAGACUAUUGUAGCAAAUUUACGGACUUAUAAAUUCAAGUCGAAGAGGAGAGUUCGUAUAUGCAUAAUUAAUACGCGUUAUGAGCUUUUCAGAUAUUACUUCGCACAAUCACUCUUGGCUUUGCUUCUCUCAUUUUGCGACCUAGCAGCCCGCGUAUUUUGCCUCCACGUGCAAGUGAAAGCGCUAGCCACGCAUACUGUACGAACACAUUGCGCUUUGAAUCAGAAAGAUGAAGUGAACCAGGAAGAAUAUUCAAUCAGUCUGAUAAACAUGCACGCGCUCAUAUUCAUGAUCAUAAAUGAUUAAUGUGCGCGCUAGCAGAAACUAAAACUACGAAUCAAAGAAGCUGCGCCAGCUUGUCAGACCAGGAUUCCUGAAAAAACGAAGCCGGGAGCCACCGAAAACAGUCACAAUUUGCGUUUACUGACUACUCCUCUUGGCUAAGGCUUCCUACUUUUCCUUGGUAUCUUGUUAGGCGACUGCUGCAUUUCUAAUCAACCUUGCCCCAGCAUGUCUACACGUAAUCAUCUCAAAGUCAACUGAAAAUUGCCCUGUUUCUGUACAUUUCGCUUUGGUUUUGGGCGAAACCGCUUUCAUUCCAAGCUCAGUGAAGAGGGGCAGAUUGUACUACUGCACCGGUUUUCUUGAUCAUACAAUUAGUGUGGUUCAAACUGAAGUAUUAUGUAUAACAUUUGUCUAAACUGUUUAUUCUCUUUAGUGGCCAUGUCGGGUGAUUCAAAGCGUGGUAAAGAUGUUCCACGAAGACGAAGAAACGAUGGUGAACCAAGCUGGUAUGACAAGGAUGUUAAUACAGAGUACCAAGAAGAAGUGAUGCCAAUACCCAAGGGCAAGGCAGGGAUUAUUAUAGGGAAAAAGGGAUGGAGAAUAAAAGAUAUAAAGGAGCAAAGUGGAGUUAAAGAGUUAAACAUCAGAGAUGACCAAGUCCACAUAAGAGGAACAGCAGAACAAUGCUCAAACGCAAAAAAGAUCAUCCAAAUGAUUUUAGAGGGAGAAGACAGCCCUGAUCAAGGCGCAUGGAAAAAGUUGGACUUCAUACCCGAGAUACAUAUGGGUGCAGUCAUUGGAAGAAACCGCGAGCACUUGAAAGACAUAGAACAAAAUACAGGGGCAAUAUUGAAAGUCUACAGAAAAGGUUCUAAUAGCUCGCUCUAUAUCAAAGGCUCUAUUGAGAGUCAAAAGAGAGCUAUUCGGGAAAUAAAUGAAACCGUGUACGUCAAUUCGAUGAGACAUUCACAGUCAGAUAAACGCACAGUGCGGCUUGUUCAUGUGGAUACGACCCAGUUGGACCCGGAAAGCGAAUUUAAGCUGUCUAGUGUACAACCUCCUGAUGACGGCGACUCUAGCGAAACGAUCUAUGAAGUGAAACCAUCAGGGCAGCCUUCACAAGAUAUGCAGAAUAGGCAGGAUGACUUCUCGGGCAUGGAAAAAUUGAGAGAUAAACUCCUCAUGGUGCUAAAAAACAUUCAAAAAGAAAAGGAAGAAGAAAGGGUCAUAGUAGACAUAUGGUGUCACUUUGGCCACGCCUACAUAACUAAGAUCUAUGAAGCUGACCUGGAAGAGGAAUAUUUUACUCUUGAGGAAAUCAAACAAAAAGUUGAAAACCAAAAGUUCGGUUGGAAGUCAAAAUUUAAAGGAGGAUUAGAAAAAAUAGAAGUUGAACACAUUGAAGAGAGUCUGGAAUCCCGUGCAGCUAAAGAAGAAGUAAGAUACGACUUCACCUUCUACACUCCUACUUGUCGAUAUGUUCGUGUCAAGGUAUGGCUUACCGAGAAAGAUGGUGGCGAACAGGAAGGCGACGGAGCAAGUUCAAUGGCGUUCUCUCGCAGUGCACCCUUCAGUGUUAUGAAUGUCACGAGUCACGCGUUGCCUGAUGAGCAGAGUGAUUCAUCACACACGCCAUGUUUUUACAUGUGUUCUCAGACACAGCAGAGACUGAAGGCAGACAUCGUAAUGCCUUCCAAGGAAUGUGAUUACCGACUGUUCGUAAAAACAUGUAAGAAAUUAACAGAUUUUGUUAUUUGUUUUGUAAUUAGUCUAUGUCGUUUCUGUGUUACGGAAUGCGCUGUCACCGACGAAACUUAAAUCACAAACAUAAUUCCACUUCCAGUAGCAAUACUUGAGUACCCCAUGUUCAACAGUUCCUGUAAUAAAAUUUCCAGACAUAAUAUCCUGGUUUAACACUGUAACGUUUAAGACUGUGACUGAAAAAGUAAACACUACACUUUCAAUCACGGAUGCGGCUCUACUGAAGUCGUGAUUUCUUGGUAAACGAGGCAGACGACUCGUAUAUGAGGCCAAACAUUUAACUGC
Molecule: messenger RNA, 3434 nt
Organism: Orbicella faveolata
Lineage: Eukaryota; Metazoa; Cnidaria; Anthozoa; Scleractinia; Merulinidae
Molecular function (GO): RNA binding
Source: RefSeq, a predicted model, not a curated record